UCCACGCUUGGAACACGACGAGACGCCCACAGACUUCCAAAUAUGGACAUGUGAGGUAUAAAACAUUGGUAUUAGAAGACUAUCUUGUGUCCGCUCCUGCUUUUCACCGCGGGGAGAACAUUGUUGGUCAUUCUGAAUAUUGCACGGUCUUGUAACAGCGGGUUCUUGUGGCAUUCCUCCCCUGCAUGUGCGCUAGCUGACAGGGGUGUACCAUAAAUCUAGUCCCGUGUACAGCACCGUUUAUAUUUCUACUUGCGGACACUACACGGUCACACCAGACAGACAGGCUGUGGCCGCGGCGACUGGGAACGUUCGAUCACAAGGUUUCCUAUCCAUCUACUAACUACACUGAUGUGGGUGUAGUAGUCUGGGUGAGUGAAAAGACCAUUGAAAAGAAACAGACAAUAUGAGUAGUACCAAAAGGAAAGCAGAAGGGCACUCUAGGAACAUGGGCAAACUACGAGCCAUGAAGUUUGGAAGCUCCAGAACAGACUCAGAGAGAGACUCUGGCUUCUCAGAUGCCAGCACCAUAGACCCGACAGAUUCUGAGGGCUCAUCGCACUCGGUGUCCAAGAGAGAGGUUCAGCGCCCUGGAUCAGUGUUGGGGGCACAGUCCUCACAGCUAGCUGUGGUGGGGGGGUCCUACUCCAACAUGCCCCCCAUGAUCAUCCAGCAGCCUCAGGUGGUCUUCCUACAACCUGUGGUCUCCCACUGCACCACCUCCAACCCCAAGGAGGCCUCCUCUAAACACCGGCGCCCAAAAAAGUUUCUUCCCAUCCUCAGGUCCUACCCCAAGAUUGCCCCUCACCCUGGGGACAGCUCCAGUUCCUCUGGGAGAGGAAGCUCUUGUUCUUCCUCGUCAGGGUCAGCGAGAAGCGGUUUGUCCUCCAGCCACCGGGAGCGCCAUCACAGCCACAGAGACAAACAGCAGAAGCAGCAGUCUGGUAGUUCUAGCUCUGGUUCUUCUGGUUCAAGCACCCUCAGUUUCCCUCCUCCAACUAUCUCUCUGUCCCCCUCUCCCCAGCGCAGGCUCGCCCUCACCCUCUCCCUCACAGACUCCAGUGCCUGUAGCAGCCCUGCUAGACCCUCCCCCGCCGUCAGUAGAUCAGAGUACACCCCCGCCCCGUCCUUGACCGUAACUCCUUCUCACACCCUCAACUUUGGCCACCCUGAGAAACUCAAGUCCCAGCCUCUUUCCCUCCCAAAUCACGCCACCACAACCGACAACGGCGAUGGAGAUGACCACGACAUCAAGCGUAAGCGCUUCUGCAACACGUACAACAUCCUGUCCAAGUCUGGCCUGCUGGACAUCACCCUAAGAACCAAGGACCUGCUCCGUCAGAACCGCAGGACCCAGGGAGACCUGGACCAGCUCAAGGAGCACACCAACCUCUUCCUGCAGGCCCUGCAGACCGGAGACACCAGCAUCUGGCGCAAGCUGCAAACCAGCCUCCAGGAAGAAGAGAAAGAGACCGAAGAGAAAGGGAAGGGCAGUGGGAAGCAGAGCAUCUUAAAGGCAGAUACAGAUUAGACCUGGACUAAGUAAAAGCCGGGGUUCAUCUGUUAGAUUGGGACUGAGUUGAGGUGGGGGAGGCUGGGACUUGGGCUGACUGAGGAAGCUGGACCGACAGUAAUGUGCCCACAAUGAUCACACAAACAGACAGCUACUCUGACCCUGUCUCCCUGCACUGCUGCCUGGUUCAGCUACCCUAAACAAGGCCAGGCAAACUCCCUCUACACACUAGCCUGCCUGCUUUACCCUAAAUCAGGCCAGGCAUAUUCCUGGUAAACACUGUAGCCUGCCUGCCUUACCCCCCAAAUCAGGCCAGGAUGGAUGGGAGGCUUCUGUAUGAUAUGAAAUUGCUCUAUUCCCUAUAUAGUGCACUACCAUGACUCUAUAUAGUGCACUACUUUGAUCCUAUGUAUAGCGUAUGGGGAAUAGGAUGGUGGACAUUGCAUCCUCUCUUUUCUGUUGUACCCAGCCUGGCUCGCCUUCUUCCUGUCAAACCACCUUCCUGCUUCUUAGAAGAAGUCUUGUUGUGCUCUGAGUAUCUCUGAGAUACGCCCUAAGGGACUUUUUUACUGGAAGCUGAAAGUGCCCACCACUUGACACUUAUAGCCGUCAUCGUGAUGAGUAAAAUAGGCCUAUAUUGAAGAAGGCUUGCAUGGUAUAGUUAGUAAGAGUGCUGGGUACCUGAAUUAAACCCAACAAAACCACACAUUAUUCAUGAAAAUAUAUGGUGUUAAUUUAGGCUCAAACAAAUAUGUUUAGUGAUAUGUUUUACAAUAAUAUAUGCCAUUUAGCAGACGCUUUUAUCCAAAGCGACUUACAGUCAUGUGUGCAUACAUUCUACGUAUGGGUGGUCCCGGGGAUCAAACCCACUACCCUGGCGUUACAAGCACCAUGCUCUACCAACUGAGCUACAGAAGGACCACAAUACCCACUGGGCACACACUGGUUGAAUCGAGGUUGUUUAAAUUACGUGGAACCAAUGUGGAGUAGACGUUGAAUUGACGUCUGUGCCUAGUAUGUAGCCACUUAUACAGUAGGUUUCCACUGGAGCACGUGUGAGGGGAAUGGAAAGCAAAGCAGCACAGAAUUAUUUUUUUCCCUCGUGAAUUCAUGGACUUAAGACAGUGAUUUACAUAGACUCCUUUAGGACUCUAGUGAGGAUACUGUUCAUCAAAGCAUUUUUUUUAUACAUCAAAGACUAAUGAAAGUCCCUCAAAUGGAGGAUGGGCUGAAAUCUUUUUGUCAUAAAAUUUUUUUGUAAGAGAAUUGUCAAGGCUUUAUCCAAAAGCAGAAUUUUAUUUAAAACAUUUUAUUGUAUUUGCAUUCAAAUAAUUAGCAGGUAGUUCCAAAGGAAUUUCUAUGGAGCGUUGCUUCUUUUCUCCAAGGCAGAAAUGAAGAUUAAUUUGAGAACAUCGAGCCUGCAUAGCUUGUUUUUUUUGCAAAAGGGAUGUUUUUUUAUUGAUAGUUUCAAUCGCUGUCCUUUUGGUCGAUGUUCAUUUAAGUAUAAAUGAAAGCGUGUUUACUGUGCUGAACCAAGCGCUUAUAACAUAUACUUCUCUUCAUAAAAUUAAUGCCUUGAAAUAAAUAAAAAUGGUGUGGGAAGUUACUCCCAAUUAAGACUAAGUUGGCACUACUUAUCAUAAGCUGAAGUUAUUUUUUAUCUGUUAUUCUUUUGUGUUUUGUAAUAGAUACACCAACAUACAGUAUCUCUCCAAUGUUUGGUCAUUCAUGGCCUUAUUUAGACAAUUGAUUAUGUGGUGUCAAGGACAAAAACAAAUUAGUUCUCUAUACGAUGACAGACUCUCAGACAUACCUUAGUGCCACAUCUUGACAUUUUGUCCUGCAAAGCAUCUUUAAUGGUUUGUGUGCCUCAGAGUUGUUACAAAUACAACGAAUGCGAUAUCAUUUGCUCAUUUGCUAGAUGUUAUCUUGUGUAAAUACUAGUAAUAGGCCUCAGGUCAGCCAUUUUAAAAUGUGAGCUUCCUGAAUUUGUCAUCUUUUAGAACUGAAUAAGACAUGUAUUUGCUUGUUACCACAGUUUUGAAUAGGUGAAAAGUGUAAAUGUUUGCUAAUGUUGAUUGGAUACAUAUUUUGAAACUUGACUCAAAUUGGGAGUCUUGUAUUUAAAUGUUGGCAGCUUUUUUUGUAUAAUUUUACUCUGCCUUCUUAUCGCAAAGACAUCAAUUAAUUGUGAUUGUAUUUCUCAAUGUUUCAGUAGCACAUUGGUAAUAGCUUGUGAUUGAUGACAAAUGGUCCAUAGCCCUAACAGAUAAUCAUGUACCAAUGUUUUUCUAUUACUAUAAAUUAUACAAUACCAUAAAUUAUACAAUAACUAUAAAUUAUACAAUACCAGUCAAAAGUUUGGACACACCUACUCAUUCAAUGGUUUUUCUUUAUUUGACUAUUUUCUACAUUGUGGAAUAAUAGUGAAGAUAUUACAACUAUGAAAUAACACAUUCAAUCAUGU
Messenger RNA from Oncorhynchus gorbuscha (pink salmon), 3980 nucleotides. Its product is annotated as CLOCK-interacting pacemaker-like. Gene Ontology annotation, biological process: negative regulation of DNA-templated transcription; negative regulation of circadian rhythm. Gene Ontology annotation, cellular component: nucleus. NCBI's taxonomy places the organism in Eukaryota, Metazoa, Chordata, Actinopteri, Salmoniformes, Salmonidae. Bases 407 to 1531 code for a protein of 374 amino acids. The record is from RefSeq and is a predicted model, not a curated record. The transcript is spliced from 3 exons.